AUGGCGACCAGCCCGCUGCCCGGCCCCACCGAUAUUUUGCUGCCGUCGCCGUCCAGCGCGUACCCGCCGGACCCCAUGAACCAGCCGAGGGCCGGCCACGCCGCCAUGAAGCCCAACCAGGUGGGGCAGGUGAUCCUCUACGGCAUCCCGAUCGUCUCCCUGGUCAUCGACGGGCAGGAGCGGCUGUGCCUGGCGCAGAUCUCCAACACCCUCCUCAAAAACUUCAGCUACAACGAGAUCCACAACCGGCGGGUGGCCCUGGGCAUCACCUGCGUGCAGUGCACGCCGGUGCAGCUGGAGAUCCUGCGGCGCGCCGGGGCCAUGCCCAUCUCCUCCCGCCGCUGCGGCAUGAUCACCAAGAGGGAGGCAGAGCGGCUCUGCAAGUCCUUCUUGGGGGAGAACCGGCCCCCCAAAUUGCCGGAUAACUUCGCCUUCGACGUAUCCCACGAGUGCGCCUGGGGAUGCCGCGGGAGCUUCAUUCCGGCCCGCUACAACAGCUCCCGAGCCAAGUGCAUCAAGUGUAGCUACUGCAGCAUGUACUUCUCGCCCAACAAGUUCAUCUUCCACUCCCACCGCACCCCCGACGCCAAGUACACCCAGCCCGACGCCGCCAACUUCAACUCCUGGCGCCGCCACCUGAAGCUGACCGACAAGAGCCCCCAGGAUGAGCUGGUCUUCGCCUGGGAGGAUGUCAAGGCCAUGUUCAACGGCGGCAGCCGCAAGCGCGCCCUGCCGCCCGCCCCGCCGGCCCCCGCCGCCGCUGCCCCCGCCGCCUGCCAUCCGCUGGGCUCGGUGAAGGCGGCGGCGGUGGUGGGCGGCGGGCUGCUGAGCCCGCACCUCCUGGCCGCCCCGCCCGACCUGCACCAGAAGCGGCCGCGCUUCGAGGAGGACGAGGAGCUGCAGGAGGCGGUGGCGGCGGCGCACGGCGGCAAGAGCCCGCGGAGCUACCCCGUCAUCCCGGUGCCCAGCAAGGGCUCCUUCGGCGGCAUGCUCCAGAAGUUCCCCGGCUGCGGCGGGCUCUUCCCGCACCCCUACGGCUUCCCCGCCGCCGCCUUCGGGCUCUGCCACAAGAAGGAGGAGGGCGGCGGCGGCGAUGCCCUCGGCGGGGCGGCCGCGCACAAGGCCGGCGGGGCGGCGGCGGCGGGCGGCGGGCUCUCGGGGCUCUUCUGGCCGGGCAGGAAGGACGCCGCCUUCUACCCGCCCUUCUGCAUGUUCUGGCCGCCGCGCACCCCGGGCGGGCUGCCGGUACCCACCUACCUGCAGCCGCCGCCGCAGCCCCCCGGCGCCCUGGGAUGCUCGCUCGGGGGGGACGGGGCGGGCCUGCUGCGCCAGGCUUUCCUGGACCUGUCGGAGCCCGGCGGGUACCACCACUCCAGCGCCUUCCGCCCGGUGGGCGGCAAGGAGGACUCGGAGAGCCUGGCCAAGCUGCACGGCGGUGGAGGCCCCCCGCGCUCCGCCUCGCCGCUGCAGCUSCUGCUGCCGCCGCCGCCGCCGCCGCCCCCCGAGGAUGCGGGAUGCGAGAGGCACCCGCACCCUCCGCACGCCGCCCAUCGCCUCCUCUCCCCCGGAGGCACCAGCUGCAGCUUCGCCAGCGAAGAGAGCAGCGAGGAGGAGGAGGACGAGGAGGAGGAAGACGAGCCCGAGGUGGACGUCGAGGGGCACAAGCCASCCGAGGAGGAGGAAGAGGAGGAGGAGGAGGAAGGCGAGGAAGAACCCCGCGGCGGAGACCCUUUGGCGGCCGGCGGCCGCUUCCCACCCGCCCGGGGGCUGCAGGAGAAGGGCGGCCGGGAGCGCCCCGCCGCCGGCCCCUUCCCCCGYCCGCCCGUCGAGGAGAAGCCUGGGGAUGGUCAAGCACCGUCGCAGCCGCCUGCCGGGGCCCCGCGGGCGGGCAGCGGCGGCAGCAGCCCCGUGCAUCACCCGGCGCCUGAGGAGCAGCCCCUCUACAAGGAUAAUCAGAAGAACAAGGAGGGUAAUCAGGUCAUCUUGCCUACGAAAGAGGACACCUUCUCAGAUAAGAACAAGGAGCAUAAUUUUUUCAUCACAGAUUCAGAGCCUUCAGGAGGAGACUUCUGGAGAGAUAUAGCAGGAGAACACACACAAGAAACCAAUUCACCUCAUUCUCUGAAGAAGGAUGUGGAAAAUAUGGGGAAAGAGGAGCUCCAGAAGGUUUUGUUUGAGCAGAUCGACCUACGGAGGAGGCUGGAACAGGAAUUCCAGGUGUUGAAAGGAAAYGCGUCUUUCCCAGUCUUCAAUAAUUUUCAAGAUCAGAUGAAGCGGGAACUGGCGUACAGAGAAGAAAUGGUGCAGCAGCUACAAAUCAUUCCCUAUGCAGCAAGCUUGAUCAGGAAAGAAAAGCUCGGUGCACACCUCAGCAAAAGCUAA
Malurus melanocephalus (red-backed fairy wren) is the source of this 2382-nucleotide messenger RNA. RefSeq names its product SKI family transcriptional corepressor 2 (gene SKOR2). Bases 1 to 2382 code for a protein of 793 amino acids. The record is from RefSeq and is a predicted model, not a curated record. The transcript is spliced from 8 exons. Gene Ontology annotation, molecular function: DNA-binding transcription factor activity, RNA polymerase II-specific; RNA polymerase II cis-regulatory region sequence-specific DNA binding; SMAD binding. NCBI's taxonomy places the organism in Eukaryota, Metazoa, Chordata, Aves, Passeriformes, Maluridae. Gene Ontology annotation, cellular component: nucleus; transcription regulator complex. Gene Ontology annotation, biological process: negative regulation of BMP signaling pathway; negative regulation of transcription by RNA polymerase II.